AUGGAUGACAACUUUUCUAUUGACUGGGAACAUAAGUUCCCGCAACUUGAAGCCUUAUCGAUCCAGGUUUACAGACACUUGCGAGCUAUUAAUAUAUCAAGCCGGUCACUGAAGAAAAUACUUCUGAUCAGUAACUGCAAAUUGCUAGUGGCUCAAUUUGAUGUGCCAAAUAUUGCUAUUUUUGAAUACCAAAACUAUCUUAACUACGAUGAUAGAGAUGAGCUGAUGCCAGAUUUACCGAAGUUAUCAUUUACAUAUGUCUUAGGAGGAUGGAUUUCUUGCAUUAGAUUAGAAUGCAAGGACAAUAUCAAUAAUUCGUGGCUAUUAAAGUUGGAGGAGUUCUUGACAGAACUCAGUGGGUCUGAAACUCUCAUUAAUGUUUAUUUUGUUGGGAAUGUGGGAUUUAAUGUGGAUAAGAUGAAAGAUUCUCUCCCAUUUUAUGGAGGUGGCCAAUUAAAGAUUCGCGUAUUUGUCAUCGCGAAAUCAGCUACGGGGUUUGACUUAUCAACUGCUCGCGCAAUUCUGAAUGAUAGGACCCAAAAGGCUUUCAGCAUCACGAAUGAUUUUCUUCCGGAGGAAGAAGAGGAAGUCCAAAGGGAGAAUGCCUGGGCUUUUGAGAAGUCAAUCAUUUAUCAAAACUGA
Messenger RNA from Oldenlandia corymbosa var. corymbosa, 642 nucleotides. The record is from the annotation of a GenBank genome assembly. Lineage: Eukaryota; Viridiplantae; Streptophyta; Magnoliopsida; Gentianales; Rubiaceae.